Molecule: messenger RNA, 2279 nt
Organism: Python bivittatus (Burmese python)
Lineage: Eukaryota; Metazoa; Chordata; Lepidosauria; Squamata; Pythonidae
Gene: SOWAHB
Product: sosondowah ankyrin repeat domain family member B
Molecular function (GO): protein binding
Source: RefSeq, a predicted model, not a curated record
GGAAGCCUUUCGGUACCGUGCGCCCUGGCUGGAGAUGAAAAUUGUCGCCGGCCGCACCUCGCGGGGACAGCCGCCCCGGAACCGCUGCCCCUGCAGGAAAGGGCGCAGCAGUCGAACGGCCUUCGUCUACCCGUCGGAGAAAUGGGCGCGCUUCCAAGUGCCGGCAGUGCCCAGCAAAGGAUUCGGGAUUGGAUAGUUACCCAUCAUUCUGCCCUCCCCGAGCUUUUCCCACCUCUGGAAGAGGAGGCCUGCCUGGUGAAAGACUGGCCUCAAAGCUCGAACCGAAGUGCCUGCCCCCCUAGUGGCUCCCGGGAUCCCCAACUCAGGCCAGAACCCUCAGAGGCCUGGCAGGACCCCCCAAUGCCAGUCUUCCGCAGCAUCCGAUGCCAGCUUUCCUUGCAGGACUUGGAGGAGCACAUUGAGCAGGAAAGCUCUGCCAGUGAAGAGGGCAGCAGCACCAGCAGGGACAGCAACUCCCACGAAGGGGAAAUGGGCAGGGGGAAUGGGUGCAUCGGAAACUCAGUGGGUUGCGAGGGCCCUCGGGGCAUCCCUCACACCAAUGGUCUGGUAGUGCCACUUGCCCAGGCCAGCCAAGGCCACAAGAACGGCAAGUCCCCUCCGUGUGUUGCCUUGCUUCACCGGAUCGUUGGGAGAGCUGCCACUCUGGGCAAAGCAGAAGGCAGUGAUUCCAAGUGGCAGCGCAAGGAUCCAUUGAAGUCGAACCCAAGGAAGAUGAGCGGACCACCAUCCCCAAAUCUGGAUGCCCCCUUAAGUCCCCGGUUAGUUCCUAGACAAGGACCCUUGACAAAUGCCCCAUUUGUAGAAAGGCUGGCCCCUAGCCCAGAGGGGUCUGCUGAGCACAGGUCUUCCUUGGUGCCCCUGGACGCUCGAGAACACGCCUGGCUGGUCAAGGUGGCCACGGGCUCCUGGAUGCAGGCCUGGGCGCUGCUCCGGGAAGAUCCGCACCUUGCCCUCCGCAGGGACUUCAUCUCAGGCUUCACGGUGCUGCACUGGUUGGCCAAGCACGGGAAUGCCCAGGUGCUGCAAGACUUUGUCACGGGUGCCAGGGAAGCAGGGAUUGUCCUGGACGUGAAUGUCAGGUCUGGUUGUGGUUACACCCCCCUGCACCUGGCGGCCAUCCACAGUCACUCCCUGAUCAUCAAGAUCCUGGUGCAGAAGCUGCGGUGCCGGACCCAAGCCCGGGACUGCAGCGGCAAGAAGCCUUGGCAGUACUUGAGUGCCAGUGUCUCUGGAGAAAUAUGGCAGCUCUUGGGGGGCCCUCGAGGCAGGACUAUCUUCCCGGCUCAUCCAAUCAUCAGAGCCUCCAUGGCCGCCUCUUCUGCUUCCCCAGCCAGGAAAGUUAGCAGAAAGUCCUCCUUGGCAGCCUACUUGAAACCUCAACACAUGAAAUGGAAAAGGGGGAGCAAGUGCCCCCCCUUACAGGAGACGGAGGAAUACAGUGAUUAACAACUGCUGUUGUGUCCUUGGAGCAAGGCAAAGUAUGAGGAACAAGGUCUCCAAAGAUCUUGUUGGCCCAGCCUCUUUUCGAGUCCAACAGCUGCAUUUGGGGAGAAAGUGGACGAAAAAUGGCACUUUAUUCCUGAACAUUUAUUUUAACUGGGAUGGGGAGAAUCGCUUUACAACCCUCCCACGGGAGCUUGAGUCCAUCCUGGGAAAUGCUCUGGUCGAGUGGACUUCUCUGGCAGCCUCGGGUUACCUGCUCCAUGUCUGUCGCUGAGAAACUGCACUUUACCUUCUUUCUUGUGAAAAUGACUGGUGAAAACAAAGGUGGUCUCUCUUGAGAGCUGGUAUUGAAAGGUAGGGGGAGAAUGAUGGUCAACUCUGAAAUCCAUGUUGGCUUUGAAGCAUGGGAGGGGCUUUAUGCAAGGACUUUUAGAGUUGGGUAUCUGGAGAACGGGAGGAGGGCAGGUCGCCCCUGAAACUACAAUGACAGUAUUGAAAAUGCCGCAUAGGGACCCAAGAUGACAAAGAAGGAUGUCAUUUGCACUCUUCCCUUGCCAUCUAUGAUGAAUUAUUAUGGUUUGCCUUUGGGAACGUGUUGAAGAGAUGGGUGGACUGGAAUGGCUUAAUUAGGUUGGUUAACCUCAUUGCAAAGAGCUUUAAACCUUAAAAGAAAAAGGCCCAGAGGUUAAAAGAGACAAUGAAAUCCAGCCACUUGGGGGCUAAAAAGUGACCAACAGAAACUUGAUUUUAUUUUAUUACUUUGUAAGGCCUGUUAAUAAACCUUAUUGCUGCUGACAUAUAUUUUCGCAUCAUCG